Purpureocillium takamizusanense is the source of this 1768-nucleotide messenger RNA. RefSeq lists its product as uncharacterized. The transcript has 2 exons. Lineage: Eukaryota; Fungi; Ascomycota; Sordariomycetes; Hypocreales; Ophiocordycipitaceae. The coding region runs from base 120 to 950 and encodes 276 amino acids. The record is from RefSeq and is a predicted model, not a curated record.
AUACAAGACGCCCGGUGCAUCCGUCCGCUCCAUCAUGAUGAACUCGCCCGCUGCACCGUCUCCGCGUCGGUGCACGCUCGGUGCACGCAGAAAGAAUACACCGCUGGCUUGUCGUUGUCAUGUCUCCCGCGGCCGUCAAUGAUAAUGGGGGACCGGCACUCCCCUCGCCAGCCGAGAUCAGGGCUCUCAACCGGCUGCUCAACACCAAGCGUGGAACCAGCUAUAGGCGACCCCCGCCCGUUCGAAUACCUCCUCUAGGCCUGUUUGUCAAGUACGGAGCCGACGUCACCGUCGCAGAAGCCAUCACACAAACCUGGGUGCGAGAUCAGCUCCGAGGGCUCAUCACCGUACCAGAAGUCUUUGGUUGGACGCAAGAUGGAGGCCAAACUUUCAUCUACAUGUCGCUGGUGGAAGGCAUACCUCUCAACCAAGCGUGGACUCGCCUGUCCAAUGAGGCCAAACGUGACGUCUGCGGCGAGCUUCGACAGGCCGUAGCAGCCUGGAGGAGCUUGGAACAGGGGAGGCACGACCAUUACGUUGGCAAGUUGAAUAAGCAGCCACUGAACGACACGAUUCUACGCUAUCGCCCCAAGCUGACGGGACCAUUCCAAGGCGCCGAGGCAGUGCAGCAGCUACAGGAAGCCUGCGACAUUCAUAUUGGCACUGACGAGCAGACUGCCUUCACGCAUAACAGCCUUGUCGCACCCAACAUUCUUCUUUCUCCGGGACCCCAGCCGCAUGUUGCCGCCGUUGUUGGCUGGGGCCAAGCAGGAUGGUACCCAGCUUACUGGGAGUAUUGCAAAGCGCGAUACAUGAGCGCGCAUCCCAGACGUUGGAGUAGCGUUGCUCAAGAGGAGUGGCAAACCCAAUACCUUCCGUCGGUGAUCGACCCCGUGGAUGAUGAAGUCUGUUGGCGCCCGUGGCUUGCAUUUGCACUUUCCAACGCCUGAGUUGGUCACAACUACAGAAUGAAAUGGAUCCGGUCGAUAUCUGUCGAUGCCCAAUCGCUCGAGCUCGCGCCGAUUCCUUACUAAGUUCGAUAAGUUGGGGAGCGCUGUCGACUGUUCGUGGAGGGGGAGUGAGAGGCGGAUAGGAUGGGCGAAAGCGUUACUCUGUAGUCUUGUGAUGUCAGGGGGAACCCUGGAUGCAUGGUUGGUGUUGUGUCUUUGGAACACUUGAGAUGAAGCCUUCUGCUGACAAAGCAAUCGAUCGAUCGCUUGGCUGUAUAAGAUGCCAUGGCGGAUUGUGGCGUUCACAGUGUCAACCGCCUAGGAGCAGACACGCAGGAGGCAUGAGGCGAUUGUUUCCGUCACUCAUGUUGAAUAUCUUUGAAAACGUGGCAGGGUGUCGGAGCCUUUCCAUACCGAGGAAGCCUGCAUGGAUUGUCCAACCUGACCGCUAUAAAUUGUCACAUGAGUUGGGAGUGGCAUGCCUCGCGGCGGCACUGACUCACGAUGCAGGCACAGGCCUAUCCAGCCGAACUUGGUCGUAUGCUUCUCGUAUUCAGUUCGAUCAGCCAGCCCACAGGCCGUGGAGGACGACAAGGUGCCGCGAUGCCUUACAUCAGAGAGUGUGAUGCUCGUCACGGUGGCAGUUUCAGCCACAGUUCGCAGUCAAUGAGAAUGUUCCACGCAGAUCAAUGGGUUGCUGCAAGAUCACCCCUGCCACCGUACCGCUAGUCUGACUUACCUACUAUUCACAGAGAAUUCACAGAGAAUGUAAUAGCGACUUGGCGUGGUCAUCUCGAAAAGUCAUUACAACCAUGAGG